This is a messenger RNA of Hordeum vulgare subsp. vulgare (domesticated barley), 1777 nucleotides long. RefSeq names its product protein IQ-DOMAIN 3-like. The record is from RefSeq and is a predicted model, not a curated record. Lineage: Eukaryota; Viridiplantae; Streptophyta; Magnoliopsida; Poales; Poaceae. The transcript is spliced from 6 exons. Gene Ontology annotation, molecular function: protein binding. Bases 177 to 1718 code for a protein of 513 amino acids.
AGUGGGGUCCGCGACGGCCAGGCGAGCGGGAAGUGGACGUGCGUCAUGCCGGGUCGCCGUCGUUGACGAGGUUGCAGGCGAACGUGCCCAACUCCGGCGGCAUCGACGGCGAGCCGGCAGAAGGCAGAAGGCAGAAGCAGGCUCUUGGAGAGAGGUGAAGAACGCGGAGGGUGGGAAUGGGGAAGAAGGUGAGGUGGUUCGAUGCCGUGCAGAGGAUUUUGAGCACGUCGGGACCUGAUCGCGAGGACAAGGAAGAGAAGCAGCCGGCCGAGAGACUGACGACUAGAUCGAGCUUCAAGAAGCUAUGGCACUUCGGCAAGUCCAGCACGUCCACCUCCACGACGCCGGAGACUGCUCAUCAACACCCUGGUCAGCAGGAGGCUGUGGUGGUCGCGGGGGACAAAUCCGUCGGAACGACGAGCGAGCAAAACGAUGGUGGAUUCCAUGUCGCACCGGUGGCGCAGCAGCCGGCAGAGGCUACGGCCAUCGUCAUGCCAAGAGCGCCCGCGCGGUCAAAGGAGGAGCUUGCCGCCGUCAGGAUUCAGACGGCUUGCAGGGGCUACUUGGUGAGGAGAGGGUACCAGACGAGAGCACAGGCUCGGCUGAUGUCGCUACUGGAGGGGGUCGCCGUGAAGCGCCAGACAGAGGAGGCGCUGUACAGCAUGCAGGCGAUGACGAGGGUUCAGACCCAGAUAUACGCCAGGAGAGUCAAGAAGGAGAAGGAUCUCAAGAGUCAGGUCCAGCCUAAGCAAGGGCCUGACAAAACCAAGAUUGGUGAAGGCUGGGAUCCCACUCACCACUCCAAGGAGCAGAUCGAGGCCACGCUUGCGACGAAGCAAGAGGCUGCGUCGAGGCGGCAGAGGGCCCUGUCAUACGCCUUCUCUCACCAGUGGAGGAACAGGAGCCCUUCUUCUUCUUCCUCGGGGCGAGGGAGAGUGACACCCACGCAGUCGCACCCUCCGACGUUCAUGGACCCCGGCUGCCCCAACUGGGGGUGGAGCUGGGCGGAGCGCUGGACGGCGGCGGCGAGGCCGUGGGAGAGCCAGACCGCGACGCAGGACAAGGACCGCCCUGCUCCGGCCAAGGGUGCCAAGCCGAGGGUGUCCAUCUCGGUCCAUAUUCCCACCACGCCGACGGGCAGGUCCCCCCGGCCGCCCGGCCGGCAGUCGCCGUCGACCCCAACGCGGCCGCUGUCGCCCUCGGUGAUGGGAAAGACAGUCGCGUCGCCCCGGCGGGCUCCGAGCCCAAGGGGUAGCCCGUUCAACAGGUCGGGAAGCGUGCUGUCGGAGCGCCCGCGGACCAGCCAGGAGCACCCGGGGGCAAGCAGUGGCGGCGGUGGCGACGAGAAGGAGGCCUCGCUGCGACGGACGACAAGCUUGCGGUCGGGGGAGCUGCCAAGGAGCCUGAGCCUGGGAGUGAGAGACGUGGACGCAGACGAGACGGGCGGCGCGCCGGUGACGCCCAGCUACAUGCAGGCGACUAAGUCCGUGAAGGCCAAGGCCCGGUGCGCGAGCCCCGCCGCGGCCGACAGGGCCGAGCUCCCCGAGAGGGCUCCUCUGGUGUCCUCGCCGUCGAUGAAGAAACGCCCGUCGCUGGAGUUAGCGGAGAAACAAGGGGUGUCAUCGCCGAGGACGCCGAGGACGCCGGGCACGCCGAGCACGCCUGGCAAGGCGAAGGCGGAAAUCAGGGCGAAGCGGCCUCCCAGUCCCAGGUUCUAGCUUGCUGGGCUUGCGUAUAUCCAGGGUGGCAGGAUGAUAUGAGUUAUUGUUUUUUGUUU